AUGGGAUACAUGCCCUCUGUGCAUCAUGAUCAUCAGCAACCAACAACGAAUAUUCAUGACGAUGAACAUCAUCACGAUGAUUCCAUGCUUGAAUUAAAAGAUUAUGAUCAGAACGUACCUUCAAAUUUCGCUGUGGUUUCAGGAAAUGGACUUCAACAGACGGGCAAUCCAUCCAAAGAGAAUGUGGUCUCAACAGCUACACCACCAACCAUGAUGCCACAUCAACCCUCCCUUGUCCAGUACUACCCUCCGCAAUCACAACUACCAUCACAACAUCCAGAAGCAUAUCCAAUGAACAAUCCCCAAAUCAUGAUGAUGCCUCAUCCCACUUCUAACAAUUAUAUCAUGAAUCAUGGUCAUGUCAUGACCACUGCCAUUCAACUUCAACAUUCAUACAAUCCCGAAAUAAUGACUUCAAAAUAUUCUACUUGGACACGCGUCGUUUUAGCUUUUGCAAUUCUAUUGACAAUUUAUGGAGUGUUCCAAUUGGCAACAUUUUUCUUUGCAAUUUAUGCCACCAGCAUGAAAUACACCCAAGUUGAAGUAUCUGUGUCAUCUCUAGUUAUGCAAGCCAUCGCCACUGUGCUGAUUCUUGUAUCAGGCUCAAUUGGAAUUUAUUCUACCAUCACAAAGAAUAUCAAACGUAGAAAAUAUUCAACCAUCGCUCAUCUCAUUUCCUUGGCUUUGCUCAUCCUCAUUAUGGCUAUUGAAACAAUCAUUGCUCAUGCUGAGCUCAAGCUUGAUAAUUUGCAAUUUCCUGGAAAGGAUUCAACCUCCAUGUUGGCACUAACCAUUUUUUCUGCUGUCUUGUCAUUAAUUUGUGUUUUGGCUUGUUGUGGAUCCUGCCUCGGAUGUCAAGCUUAUCGCCUUACCAUUAUCAAGAGCAUGACCGCGGUCAAUGAGAAUGGUAGAAGUGAAAGAACGCUCAAUCCAUCACAAGAAGGAUUUGUGAGAAUGAAUGAUGAAGAGCCUUAA
Naegleria lovaniensis is the source of this 975-nucleotide messenger RNA. RefSeq lists its product as uncharacterized. The record is from RefSeq and is a predicted model, not a curated record. The coding region runs from base 1 to 975 and encodes 324 amino acids. The transcript has 2 exons. Lineage: Eukaryota; Heterolobosea; Eutetramitea; Acrasida; Naegleriidae.